AUGGGUGCUUCUAUGGAGAGUUCAUCUCCAUCUGGAGAUAUGGAGUACAAUAUUCCAAAGACUGCGGAUCAGGUCAAUCUGGAGGCCGACGAGAAGCAGGAUAUCGCCCCUGCAUACAACCAAGAUGCUUUCGGUAACGAGGAGUUCGCGGAGGUCAAAUACAAGGUCUUGAAGUGGUGGCAAUGUGGUCUGCUCAUGGUUGCGGAAACUGUAUCCUUGGGUGUUCUUUCUCUGCCUGCAGCUAUCGCUACUAUGGGCUACGUUCCCUCUGUUAUUGUCUUGGUUGGUCUUGGUGUUAUCACGACAUACACCGGAUACAUUAUGGGUCAGAUGAAGUUGCGAUUCCCGCAAAUCACCACUAUGGCUGAUGCCGCUGAGAUUGUGGCAGGAAAGUUUGGUCGCGAGUUCGUUGGUGCUGCUUGGAGCAUCUUCUUCAUUUUCAUCAUGGCUAGUCACUUGUUGACCUUCACCGUUGCUAUGAACACCAUCACGGAUCACGGAACUUGCACUAUCGUCUUUGGAAUCGUGGCAAUGGUCGUCUCUUUUAUCUGCACCCUCCCUCGAACCCUGGAGAAGAUGUCAUGGCUUUCUAUUGUGUCAUUCAUCUCUAUCUUCUCUGCUGUUCUGAUCACCAUGAUCGCUCUGGGUAUCGAGAGACCCGGUGCUGGCCUCACUGCCGUCACCCAGACCAACCUCUACAACGGAUUCACUGCCGUCACCAACAUUGUCUUCGCUUUCUGCAGUCACGGUGCCUUUUUCGGUUUGAUGGCCGAGCUCCGCAACCCUCGCGACUUUACCAAGUCCCUUUGCUUGCUUCAGGGUCUUGAUAUGACUCUCUACCUUGUUGCUGCUGUGGUUAUCUACCGCUAUGCUGGAGCUGAUGUUACUUCCCCUGCUUUGGGAUCUACCUCGACUAUCGUUUCCAAGGUUGCUUACGGUAUUGCUUUGCCAACAAUUGUCAUUGCCGGUGUCAUCAACGGUCACGUUGCCAUCAAGUACGUCUACGUGCGUAUCUUCCGCGGUACCGACCGUAUGCACAAGCGCGACUGGGUUGCCAUUAGCUCCUGGGUUGGUAUUGCCGCCUGCAUGUGGGUCCUCGCCUGGAUCAUUGCCUCCGCCAUCCCUGUCUUCAGUGACCUCCUGAGUUUGAUCACUGCUCUCUUUGCCAGUUGGUUCUCCUUCGGUUUCCCUUCUAUCCUUUGGUUCCACAUGAACAAGGGAGUCUACUUCUCCUCUCCCCGAAAGAUCGUGUUGACUAUUAUCAACUUGAUCAUUGUCGGAAUCGCCUGUGCUCUUUGUGGUAUGGGUCUCUGGGUUUCUGGAAAAGCUAUCCAUGAUAACCCCAGCAGCGCGAGCUUCUCGUGCGCUAAUAAUGCUUAA
Penicillium malachiteum is the source of this 1380-nucleotide messenger RNA. Its product is annotated as neutral amino acid permease. Gene Ontology annotation, cellular component: vacuolar membrane. Gene Ontology annotation, biological process: amino acid transmembrane transport. The record is from RefSeq and is a predicted model, not a curated record. Bases 1 to 1380 code for a protein of 459 amino acids. NCBI's taxonomy places the organism in Eukaryota, Fungi, Ascomycota, Eurotiomycetes, Eurotiales, Aspergillaceae. The transcript has 3 exons. Gene Ontology annotation, molecular function: amino acid transmembrane transporter activity.